Messenger RNA from Styela clava, 2350 nucleotides. RefSeq names its product copine-8-like. Gene Ontology annotation, cellular component: plasma membrane. Lineage: Eukaryota; Metazoa; Chordata; Ascidiacea; Stolidobranchia; Styelidae. Gene Ontology annotation, biological process: cellular response to calcium ion. The record is from RefSeq and is a predicted model, not a curated record. Gene Ontology annotation, molecular function: calcium-dependent phospholipid binding.
AACAAAGUACAUCAUGGCUUCUGCUGCGGGGGUUACUUCCAAAAUGUCGAAUCUAGAACUAAAUAAUUCGAAGGAAACGUCAACGUAUGAGUUAUCAAUUUCUUGCAAAGGUCUGAAAGAUGCUGACAUUUUCUCAAAAUCUGAUCCGAUGGUCGUGAUGUAUGUAGAAGCAUUGAGCUGUGAAGAAAGAUGGAGAGAGUUAGGACGGACAGAAGAAAUUCAAAACACUUUAAAUCCCCAAUUUACGAGAAAAUUCAGCAUUGAUCAUUAUUUCGACGAAAUCCAGAAUUUGAGAUUUGAAGUAUACGACAUAGACAAAAAAAGUCAUGACCUAAAAGAUCAUGAUUUUCUAGGUUGGGCAGAGUGCAAACUUGCAGCUAUCAUACGAGCAAAAAGAUAUGAAACCCCGCUAUAUUUAAAAAAGAAAGAAACGCCUUUACUUCAACAGAAAAAGAAAGGAAAAAUUAUCAUAGUUGCAGAAGAGCUCUGCGCCUCCAAGCAGUGGCUAAGCAUGAAAUGGGAAGGGAGAAAACUAGACAGAAAAGAUGUUUUUGGUUCAUCCGACCCUUUCAUGGUUUUUUCUCGAUGUAAUGAAGAUGGAAGUUUUACCGUAUGCCACAAGACUGAGGUGAUAAAAAAUAACUUGAACCCUGAGUGGGAAGAAUUCGAAAUAUCUGUUGGCACUUUAUGCGGCAAUAAUCCCGACAGAAAAAUCAAAAUAGAAGUACUUGACUGGAAUCGUAAUGGAAGCCACAGUCUUAUCGGAGUAUUCACAACGUGUUUGAAAGAACUCAAAGCCAAACAUAGAAAAUACGAGUUAUUUUCCAAGAAAAAAAAGAGUUCUGGCACCCUUGAAUUGGAAUGCAAAACAGUCGACAAAGAGACGUUUGCCGACUACAUCAAAGAUGGCGUCGAGUUGAGUUGCGUUGUUGCAAUUGAUUUCUCUUUUGUACACACUGAUCCAGAUGAUAAACCAAAAUAUGGACUCGCAAUCAAGGCUGUCGGUGAGGUGAUUCAAGAGUACGAUACGGAUCAAGUAUUUUCAGCGUACGGUUUUGGAGCCAAUGUGAAAGAACCCAAGGAAGAUUUUAAUACAGAUACAUUUUCACUGAAUUUGAAUUCACAAUUCCCGGACUGCACUAAAGUGGAAGGAAUUAUUGAAGCAUUCAAAAGCUGCUUAGAGAAAGUGGAGGCAAAAAUAAAAAGCAAAGCAAAUUUUGCUCCUAUAAUAAAAAAGAUAUCAGAAAUGGCAUCUAAGAAAGUUGGAAGACUCGUGGAAUAUUUCGUGCUCUUGAUUGUUACAAAUGGGAACAUAUCCGACAUGGAUGAUACAAAAGAAGCUAUUGUAAAGGCAGCCACAUUGCCAAUGUCUAUUGUGAUUGUUGGAAUCGGAGGUGGCGAUUUUGAAGGCAUGGAAGAACUUGAUGGUGACGUGGUGAGGUUGUUUUAUAUCGAUGGCAAGGUAAAAAAGGAGGCCAAAAGAGAUAUUGUACAGUUUGUUCCUUUUCGAGAUUUUUCUGACAGUAAUAAAUACGAAGUGCUAAGCAUGCAAAGAUUGAGAAAAGAAGUUCUCCAGGAAAUUCCGGAUCAAUUCCUAGAGUAUGUUACUUUAUCAACGAAAAAAAGAUCGGAGUCACAAAGUUCGACGAAAAGUAUUAAGAAGAAAAAGUAAAAUUGGGAACUGGAAACAAAAGAAAAUUAUUUGAGCAACAGAAAAAAGAUAUGUUGGUUUAAUAGGCAUUUGUUCGGGAGGUAAUACUGAGAGGAUUUAAUUUAAAUUUAACUUUUGGAAACAAAAGCCUAGCUCAAUUUCAAUACAUGAAAUACAAUAUUAAAUUGAUGAUUGAAAAUUGGACAUUCAAUUUCAUUUCACCCAAAUGUAGAUCGACUAACCAAAUUGUUAAUGAGCUUUUGCUUAUCUUGAAGUAGUGUGACAACAGCGAGUAGGGCGAAAUCUAUCGUAAUCGGAGUAAUAGCACAAUAUAUUCCUAUGGCAAGAUUCCUAUCUCAAAAUGAGUUACUGAAAGAGGAAUAAUAACGGACCACCAGCGUGAACAUUGACUCUACUAAGAUGUCAGUACAUAUUUUGCCAUAGCGAUUUUGAAGUUACAGUUAAUAAAAUUAUUGUUAUCAUGAUUAUCGAGCUUAAUGGAUAUAUAGCGCAUUGAUGAUUCUUAGCCACCUGUUAUUAAUACCGGUAAAAAUACCGGUACUAACCGGUAACUCUUUGGAAAAUAAAAUAAGCAUUUAGUUUUUUGAUUUGACCCUAAAUCAUUGACGCACUGCAUUUUAUUUGCGAUCCAAUACGGAAAAUAGUAUUUUUUAAUUUAGAUUAUCAGUUAUGUAGAGC